AUGACCUGGAGGAGCGCUUUGCUCCGGUACAGCGCGUGGCAGCAGCAGGACCGAUCAACUCGCACCCGCGAGCCGCAGCCUACCCAGUUGGAUGCGGAUGCGGACGAGUAUAGUGUGACCAGAUCGCUGGAGGCAUACCUGCUAUGGUUGUUUGGUUACAUCAUGUUCAACAACACCCAUGGUAACUCCGUCGACAGGAUCCUACUUCCGUACGCACGAGAGAUUGCGGAUGCAGAGGAUGACUUACCGCCCUACAACUGGGGUUCGGCGGUAUUGGCGGCCACCUACCGUGGACUCUGCGACGGGUGCAGCAAGACCGAUGGUGAGGCUAUUUUCUCGGGGUGCCCACUCCUGCUUCAGCUUUGGUCGUACGAGAGAAUAGCGGUUGGUCGCCCUAUCGUGAGCCAGGAGCCAUACCACGACAUCUUGUACGGCGACGACGAGGAGGGUUGGCCCACGAUGGGUACCCUCUGGAACUGGCGUCAAAGAUCUUGGGUGCAUGCCCAGGUUAGGCGCGCAUAUCUUGAAUUCGUGUCGGAGCUGGAUAUGCUGACGCCAGAGGACGUUAUCUGGGAGCCAUACACCCCAGAGGCGGUGGCGAGACGUGCACCUUUAGGCCUGUCUCCACACUGCUCUGCGAAUGCGGGCGUGUGGCUUACUACAGCCGUCCUUGUUUAUGACAUCGCGGUUGAGGCACAUUGCCCGCACAGGGUCAUGAGACAGUUUGGACAGCGACAGGAGUUUCCGGUGGCCACGGCUUUGGACCGAGUCGAACGGCACAACCACAGGUUGUCGAGGAGUGGCAUGCCGUGCUCAGCCGUUUGGCUCACCACGAUGCAGUCGUGGUUGGAGCAAUGGGACGAUGCAGAUGAGAAUGUGGUCGAGCCGACAGGACCACACACAGACAGCUCUUUCAGGGCUUACCUCACCUGGUACUUGCCUCGGACUCAGGCUCGUUUGGUCUUUCCUGACACGAACCCGCAGCCACACCAGGCGAGUCUUCGGGAUGGCUACGCCAAGCACCACGUGGAAGCACUAGCUGGCGCGUUUCGACUUUGCAACAUGAUGGAGGCGGACUGCUCUGCUUACCUCACGAGGGUGGAUCACGGUUCCCCUAUGACCCAGGUUGAGCAGAGAGAGGCAUGGACCAGGCACCGUGACCACUUGCGUAUAGUACUGCACGAUUUUGGUAGCCGUGUGGACUAUGAAGAGAGCCAAGGAUCGUCACAGGCCUCGACGUCGUUCCCGUGUCCGGCGACGACGCACGAGCCAACCUCUCAGCCAGAUCAGGGACGUCAGUGGAACACUACUGUAGGUAACGUGGAUAUUGAAUUUAAAUAA
This is a messenger RNA of Panicum virgatum (switchgrass), 1341 nucleotides long. Its product is annotated as serine/threonine-protein phosphatase 7 long form homolog. The coding region runs from base 1 to 1341 and encodes 446 amino acids. Gene Ontology annotation, biological process: meristem maintenance; meristem development. The record is from RefSeq and is a predicted model, not a curated record. NCBI's taxonomy places the organism in Eukaryota, Viridiplantae, Streptophyta, Magnoliopsida, Poales, Poaceae. The transcript is spliced from 5 exons.